GGGGCCCCUGAGUCACCUCGUACCACCUUAGCCCCUCCCGGCCCUGCACAGCCGCGUGUCUGCCGCGCCGUCUGCUGCCCAGCCUCGUGUCUUCCAACCUCGGGAUCAGAUUAGCUCUCUUGCCUUCCAUCCCUCGUUAAAGGUUUGGCUUUGAGGCCGGUGGGGGUGACCGGAAAAGUGCUGUUAACAAUUGCAGAUAGAAGAUGAUGGUGGUAAAAUCGGCCGGUGCUGGGCAUGAUCUUGAUGUGUUGUCGAUGUCCUCCAAACUGAACACACGGAGAACCCAAGUUUACCUACACGUGGGAUGCCGUAGGACGAAUUUUCCCAAACUGUUGCCAGUUCUUGUGAGAGCUGCAUAAGAUUUUCACCCCAACCCCCUUGGCGCUUUGAACGUGCAGGCACAUUAGUGGUGAAUGAUGGCGCUCAGUGUCUUUAACUGCACCAGUAUGCAUGAGCGAGUGAACCGAACAGAAAGACAGUUUCGAUCACUUCCAGAUAAUCAACAGAAACUACUUCCUCAGUUUCUUCUUCACUUGGACAAGAUUCGGAAAUGCAUUGAUCAUAAUCAAGACAUACUACUGACCAUUGUGAAUGAUUGCAUACAUAUGUUUGAAAAUAAAGAAUAUGGAGAAGAUGGGAAUGGAAAGAUUAUGCCAGCAUCUACAUUUGACAUGGAUAAAUUAAAAUCUACACUGAAACAGUUUGUGAGAGACUGGAGUGAAACUGGGAAAGCAGAGAGGGAAGCCUGCUACCAACCAAUCAUUAAAGAAAUUUUAAAAAAUUUUCCGAAAGAAAGAUGGGAUCCUUCUAAAGUAAAUAUUCUGGUACCUGGUGCUGGACUAGGAAGACUGGCCUGGGAAGUAGCUAUGCUAGGUUAUGCUUGUCAAGGAAAUGAAUGGAGUUUUUUUAUGCUCUUUUCUUCCAACUUUGUACUCAACAGAUGUUCUGAAGUUAAUAAAUAUAAGCUUUAUCCCUGGAUCCAUCAGUUUAGCAAUAACCGAAGGUCAGCUGAUCAGAUUCGACCUAUCUUUUUCCCUGAUGUUGAUCCCCACAGUCUUCCUCCUGGUUCUAAUUUUUCUAUGACAGCAGGAGAUUUUCAGGAGAUCUACUCAGAAUGCAAUACCUGGGACUGUAUUGCUACCUGUUUCUUCAUAGACACAGCUCACAAUGUCAUUGAUUAUAUUGACACAAUAUGGAAAAUACUCAAGCCAGGUGGAAUUUGGAUAAAUCUAGGUCCCCUACUGUACCACUUUGAAAAUUUGGCAAAUGAACUUUCCAUAGAAUUGAGCUAUGAAGAUAUAAAAAACGUCGUUCUGCAGUAUGGAUUCCAGGUGGAGGUGGAAAAAGAAUCUGUCUUGUCAACAUAUACUGUGAAUGAUCUCUCCAUGAUGAAAUACUACUAUGAAUGUGUCUUGUUUGUGGUCCGUAAACCACAGUAACGUUUUCAAGUGGUAUCAGCAGGAAAAGAGUUUGAUAAGAGCAAAUCCUGAAAUAAACAACUCAAAAUCAACUAUCCCAAUGACAGGACACAACCUCAAAUCAGUGGUGCCUUCUUAUUCCUAACAAAAUUUAGAAAUAGCGUCUAUUUUCUUAAUACGUCUAUCGCUUUUUCAGAAAUAUACUAUGCCAUGCAUAUUUGUACUACAGAAGUAAAAAUGGAGGAAAUGUCUUCAAGUAUACAUUUUCCCUGAAGCCCAGAAUUGUCUUUCAGUAGAGAAAACUUUAUCUCCAGUGGUCUUCAUGAAGCUGUCUGUUGCAAGUCUGCCAUAUUAAUGACUACUAGUAUCGAAGUCCCCCCAAAUCUUUGUUUUGUGUGCAUUGCACAUAUUAUUUUUAGAAGAGUCUGAGGAUCCUCUGUCACAUUCAGCAUCUGGAAUUGGGACUUCAUUUGCUUUGGACCUAAGCAAUCCAUUCAUAAAAUGUGUGUGUGUCCUUUUAAUCACUCAAAUUAUUUUUUUUCUAGCUCAGCUGAAUUUAGAGAAGCAUCAACCAUUUCAUUUUUAUGAAAUGCUGAAUUUAAUAAGAUCACAGGCCAGUAAAAUGCAUUUAAGCAUUCAAGUAACUGAGAGUCUUUGGGGCAUACUAACCUGAACAUUAUUUGAAAGCAUACUCAUCAUGAAUCACUCUGAAAUGUAUGAGAUCUGAACACUCUUAAGUGAGGCACAAAAACCUUUAUUCAAGGUACUGCUCAGAAAAUGGGGAAAUAACAAAAUCUCCCAUUUGAAAUGUAUGAUUUUAAACUAGAAGUGAAUACAGUUUGUCAGUGAAUGUUUACGAUAAUGUCAUUUCUUUAAAUUACCUGGAUCACAAAAGCAAGCACUUUUUUUUUUUUUUCCAAUAAACUGUCAUGAUGGUAUUACUGUGGGGAAAUUCUGAAUAUGAAAUUCAGGGAUAACUUACUGCCCAUAGUCUGUGUCUUCAAUAUUGUAAGCAGCAGCCAUUCAUGUAAUUUUAGAUUAACACCAAUUUUGUUCCCUGAUAGCUGGAGUUAAAACAGUAUAUGCUGCUUUAAAUUUCUACCUCUAGCAGAUCUUUUCUAUUGGAGGGAGUUUUCCUUUAUAUAUAUUUUUUAUGUUUCUUAUUUUGUUUCUAGUAGCUUGGAAAGCAGAGAUGACUGAUGUUGUAACCUUUUCUUGGGAAAAGGAAGUACUCUUGUUGGAUAUUUUCAUAGGUGAUUAUGAUGGCAUUAAAUGACCUCUGUGGCAAUUUGAAUUAGAUAGACUUAAUCUCAAUAAUGUGCUGUAGGAUUAAUGUCAUGUUCUAAUAGGAAAACUUACUCGUGAAUCUUUAGGCCUUUUUUGUUAGGUUGGGGGAGUCCACGCAAUUUGGUAUCUUAUUAGUAGGAGCUUUUCCAUGGACAGUGAGGGAGCUCUUGUGGCCUUUGCUCAUGUUACGCAGUAAAGGGCUCUGUGAAGUUUAUUUGACUUGCUAAAUUCUGGAGGCCUUAGCCUCUUGAGUU
Messenger RNA from Lontra canadensis (Northern American river otter), 2959 nucleotides. It is a transcript of the gene CARNMT1, whose product is annotated as carnosine N-methyltransferase 1. The record is from RefSeq and is a predicted model, not a curated record. The transcript is spliced from 8 exons. The coding region runs from base 414 to 1439 and encodes 341 amino acids. Gene Ontology annotation, molecular function: S-adenosylmethionine-dependent methyltransferase activity. Lineage: Eukaryota; Metazoa; Chordata; Mammalia; Carnivora; Mustelidae.